Messenger RNA from Symbiodinium necroappetens, 546 nucleotides. Lineage: Eukaryota; Dinophyceae; Suessiales; Symbiodiniaceae. The record is from the annotation of a GenBank genome assembly.
AUGCUCCCUGCGCUCAUCGUGUUUGACUUGGAUGCCUGUCUGUGGACACCUGAGAUGUACGAGCUGACGACCUCUCCCUCUGCAUACUGCAGCAAGAGGGGCGGCGUGAUAGCAGGCAGGGACACGGUAUCUCUCUUCCCUGGUGCACAGUCGGUUCUUCAAAGACUUUGUACGGAUGCGACCCUAUCCGGAAUCCAGAUAGCUGUUGCAUCAUCAACAACAGAACCUGCAUUUGCAAACAAGUGCCUCGACGAGUUUCCACUGCUUCCUGGCAAAGUCGAGAAGGUCGCUGAUUUGGUGAAGUUUCGGCAGAUAUAUCCUGGCAGCAAAGGAGCACAGCAUUUUCCAAAGCUGAAAGAUGAGUCUGGGCUGUCCUACGAAAACAUGAUUUUCUUCGAUGAUUGUACCUAUAGUGACAACUGUGCCGAUGUGGCAUCACGCUGCCCUGGCGUGCUCUGUGUGCGGACUCCUCGGGGCCUGACAGAGGAAGAUUUCGAUCUGGCUUUGGCAGCGUUUGCUUCCGGCAAGAAGGGUGUCAUCAAAUGA